Molecule: messenger RNA, 3847 nt
Organism: Drosophila bipectinata
Lineage: Eukaryota; Metazoa; Arthropoda; Insecta; Diptera; Drosophilidae
Gene: Orp8
Product: Oxysterol-binding protein-related protein 8
Cellular component (GO): intracellular membrane-bounded organelle; membrane; cytosol
Molecular function (GO): cholesterol binding
Source: RefSeq, a predicted model, not a curated record
ACAACAACCACGUCAUGAAAAUAAUACUCGCCGAAGCAGGUGGGCCACGCCGGGGUGGGUGGUGGAUGAGCUCAUACGAAAGGGAAAAGAAACAAGUUUAGCUUUUUGGAAACGUAGCGACGGCAGCAGCCUCAUUUGAACGCCAAACGCCAUCGACGCCGGACCGUUGGAGCGAGAGAGCUUACAUAGAAGAACGCGGACAGUGUGACAGAAUCCCCACCAUUGUGUGUGCGUGUGCGAGAACUACGAUAGUGCCCUACCCGUAUUAUGAGAAAUUUUCGUACAGCUCUUUCCUCUUACUAAUUGGCAAAACCCGAAACCGAAAAACUUCUGUUACGUGGCCGCAGCGAGUGCAUAAAAUUUUUUCAACGCUAGUCAGCUAAGCUUCUCAAAAGACGCGUCUAAUCGCCUCACUCACACUCGCGCCCCAGCCAGAAGCGACCGUUUCGAUUUAUUCGGUUUUUGUGUUUGGAAAACAAAACAUCCAAAAGGAAAACAAAAUCGUGGGGCGACCAAGAGAGGCCCAACUCUGCAGCGGGUAACAACAAAAUCAAUAAUUGGCCCUGCGUCCGGUCCUUGAGUCUGUGUGAGUGUGUGUGCCUGAGUGUGCGUGGGCAACACUGUGAGAACAACUGGAGCAAUGCCUUGCUGAUUGAUAGAAAAAAUAGACAAACGGCAGGCGAAUAGCAACAACAGAAACCAGAAAAUCGCAAAUUGAAUUAAGGCCGAGAAAGAUCCGCCAUGCAGUCGGUACAAUCGCCCGGUACACCUGUGAACAGUGCCCCGGCCAGUGCAGCAGCGGCUCCGCCGCCCACCGCCUCCCUCCCGGUCAUUCCGUUCUCGUCCGGGGCCGCUCCAGCUGGAACUGGUGCCGCCAGCAGCACUCCGAUUAGAAUCAACAGCGCCAAGCAUGCGGGGGGCGGUGCUGGGGACUCACUGGCGCCCUCUGCCGCCCAUUCGCACUCGAUGCCGGGAACCCCCCAGCAGUCCAGCAGCGUGCCCACCGGCAGCCAGCUGCCCCUCCCCCUGCCCACCGGCGGCGGAGGCUCGGUGACCCCGACGGCCCUGUCCAUGGGCGCCUCCAACCAGUCGCUCGGCGUCAGCGUGGGAGCAGCCAGCAGUGUCAGCGGGAUUAGCAUCACGCCGCCCAACAGCGCCGGUCUGCGCCAGUCGACAGUAUUCGAUUUCAAAUUCAAACGGCGACCCUCGCUGAAAGUGCUCAUGACCAAGCUCCCCUCCACGGACAGUCUGAGCAACAGUCCGGCGCCAUCAUCGCCAGGAAUCGCCAACUGGGCCUCAGACAAUCGGGAUGGAAAUCUGGCAGAUAAGUCAGCGGCCGAGGCUGCCAAGCUUAAUCGGAAGGAGUCCUACAAGGCCCAGAGGAAGAACUACAGACGCGAGAAGAAGCGAGUGGCCAGUGAAAUGAUGAACUCGCUCCAGGAUCCGGCAGUGAUCGUACUGGCCGACUGGCUGAAGGUGCGAGGCACUCUCAAGUCCUGGACAAAGCUGUGGUGCGUUCUGAAGCCAGGACUGCUGCUCAUUUACAAGAGUCAGAAGACUAAGAGCAGCCACUGGGUGGGCACAGUCAUGCUCACGUCCUGCCAGGUCAUAGAACGCCCCAGCAAGAAGGACGGUUUCUGCUUCAAGCUCUUCCAUCCUUUGGAGCAGUCCAUUUGGGCACCGCGCGGACCUGACAAGGAGACCAUCGGAGCUGUGGUCCAGCCGUUGCCUACGGCUUACCUGAUAUUCCGGGCCCCCAGUCAAGCGGCUGGCAAGUGCUGGAUGGACGCCUUGGAGCUCUCCCUGCGAUGUUCUGCCCUCCUGCUGCGCUCGAACAGCAGCACUGGGGCAGCGCCCUCAUCCAGCUACGUGGGCGAUCCGUUACCGGUCUCCCACGAGACCCAGUGGUCGGAGGCGGACUACGAGAAGCACUUCAACGAACAUGAUCUGGAUGCAGACAGUCAGAAUGAAGCACCCAACGCUGUCAUGUCCGGUCUGGAGUCUGAAUCGGAGUCCGAUGCCGCCGAGCAAGUUCAGGAGGACGGACCAGAACAAUGUCAGGAAACAACCUACGUGCCCAUAACCGAGGAGGAGUUUGGCGAGCAGCAAGGAGAGCAGGUAGAGGAGUUGGCCGAGGAGAACAAGAGUUUGAUCUGGUGUAUUGUCAAGCAGGUGCGACCCGGAAUGGACCUGAGCAAGGUGGUAUUGCCCACCUUUAUCCUGGAGCCGCGCUCCUUCUUAGACAAGCUCAGCGACUCUUACUACCAUGCAGACAUUCUCUCCAAGGCCGUCCACGAAGAUGACGCCUUCACGCGGAUGAAGCUAAUAGUCCAAUGGUACCUGUCGAGCUUCUACAAGAAGCCCAAGGGCUUGAAAAAGCCCUACAACCCGAUUUUGGGAGAGCGGUUCCGCUGCUACUGGCAGCACCCCACCGGCAGCCGAACCUUCUAUAUUGCCGAACAGGUCUCGCACCACCCUCCAGUUUCUGCUUUUUACGUGACGAACCGGGAGGACGGCUUCAGCAUCACCUGCUCCAUCCUGGCGAAAUCGAAGUUCUACGGCAACAGCACCUCUGCGGUGCUAGAAGGCGCUGCCACCAUGACGUUGCUGCCGCGCGGUGAAUGCUAUACGGCCUCCACGCCGUACGCCCACUGCAAGGGCAUUCUAAUGGGCACCCUGUCGAUGGAACUCGGGGGCAAGAUAAACAUCGAAUGCGAGAACACCGGUUACAGGACGGAGCUGGAGUUCAAGCUGAAGCCAUUCCUUGGCGGUUCGGAUGCCACGAAUGUAGUAGUUGGCAAGAUCAAGCUGGGCAAGGAGACCCUGGCCACGAUCUCGGGUCACUGGGAUAAGGAAUGUCGUAUUAAGGAUUCCAAAACGGGCGAGGAAACGCUGCUAUUCCGGGCAGAUGCUGAGAUGCGUUCCAAACGUCUAACGCGGUAUUUGGUUCCUCUCGAGGAACAGCAACCAUUCGAAUCGCAGCUUCUAUGGCAGCGUGUCUCGGAUGCAAUCGCUCGUGAGGAUCAGGUGGCGGCCACCGAGGAAAAGACGGUGCUGGAGGAGCGCCAGCGUUCAGAUGCCAAGGAACGGGUCAGUACAGAUUCCCAAUAUAUACCUGGUAUUUUUGAGCUCGACAGCUACGGCCAGUGGGUGUACAAGUACGCGGAUCUGCGUCCAUGGGACUCACGGAAUGAUGUGCGCCAAUACGAGUGCGACUACAAGGUGCUCACCCAGACGCGUCACAAGUCCGUGCCGAUUAUCCACGGAGCCGAACUAAUGCAUCCGCUGCGUCCAUCCCUCGAGACCAUAUCACGCAGCCAAAGACAAUCAAACGCCGGGCAGGGUACUCAGCCGGGCGGUGCAGCGGCCCCCAAGGCCAAGAACAAGAGCCUGGUGCUGGCGCCACGCGACACCAACUCUGACUCCAGCCAGUCGCCCCAGGGCGCUGUGAAACGGAGCUCCACCAGUGCCAUCAAGCAACUCGCGCUGGCAGUUGAUCAGGUCAACCGGGUUCUGGAGCAGCACACACGGCAGCUGAACGAGAUCAGCCAGCGGCUGGAGCGGAUACAGUACGCUCCGACGUCUAGCAAUAUGAGCAUGCAGUCGCAGCACCUGUGGGGCGGAGGGGUGUCCCAAUCCACUGUUUUCAAAUCGCUUAUCUACGCCGUGAUUGGCCUGGUCGCCAGCCUCAUUCUGCGCUGGCUCUUCAAAUAGAGCUAAGGAUUCGGGGAGUCGUUGUUGAUGUAGUCUUGUUUGAACUUCAGGAAAAAAAAACACUUGGAAAAACCUUCAGUUAACAUCAUAUACAGCUAUAUAUAUUAUAUAAAACACCCUAGAGUACAUUCGA